UAUCACUUCCUCCCGCAGGAAACCAGCUGGCAGAGAAACAGAUAAGAUGAUGGCUGAUGUUCCAGAAGACAACUGCAUCAAUCUUAUCAACAUGAAAUUUAUUGACGGUACACUUUACUUUGAAGCUGAAGAUUAUGAAAACCUGGAACCUGAUCACUUCGGCAGGCUUGAAGCUAAAACCUCUAUCUUACGAAACGUGAAUAACCAAAUUCUUAUCAUGAGUCAGGGAGAUGAAGCUGUGUUUGAAGACAUGCCUGAUCUUGACUGUCAAGAAAAUGAAUCGCAGAUCACAUUUAUCAUAUUUAACUAUAAAGAUAGCAUCAGCAGACGUCACGCAGUAACCAUCUCCGUGAGGCAUAAGAGACUAUGUACUCUCUCCUGCAAAGACAAAAUUAUUUCCUUUAAGGAAAUUGAUCCUCCUGCUGCUAUAAAUGAUGAAAAAAGUGACAUCAUAUUCUUUGUGAAUAGAAUUACAGGAUAUAUUAAUAAAAUAGAAUUUGAGUCUUCAUUGUACAAAGGACACUUUCUUGCUUGUGAGAGAGAAGAUGGCCUUUUCAAACUCAUCUUGAAAGAAAAGAAUAAAGGUUCAAAUGUCGCUGUGCGUGAAAUAAAGGAUAGAUCUGUAAUUUUCACUAUUGAAGACAAUAUAAAAUAA
Messenger RNA from Sorex fumeus (smoky shrew), 655 nucleotides. It is a transcript of the gene IL18, whose product is annotated as interleukin 18. Gene Ontology annotation, biological process: immune response; inflammatory response. Gene Ontology annotation, molecular function: cytokine activity. The coding region runs from base 47 to 655 and encodes 202 amino acids. The record is from RefSeq and is a predicted model, not a curated record. The transcript is spliced from 6 exons. NCBI's taxonomy places the organism in Eukaryota, Metazoa, Chordata, Mammalia, Eulipotyphla, Soricidae.